This is a messenger RNA of Gastrolobium bilobum, 2046 nucleotides long. Its product is annotated as probable 1-deoxy-D-xylulose-5-phosphate synthase 2, chloroplastic. NCBI's taxonomy places the organism in Eukaryota, Viridiplantae, Streptophyta, Magnoliopsida, Fabales, Fabaceae. The annotation marks the transcript as partial. Gene Ontology annotation, biological process: terpenoid biosynthetic process. Gene Ontology annotation, molecular function: 1-deoxy-D-xylulose-5-phosphate synthase activity. The record is from RefSeq and is a predicted model, not a curated record. The transcript is spliced from 9 exons.
CUAUGUGUGAGAGCUUCAACAACUAGCUCAGGUGAUGUGGAAAUGACUAUUAUAAAGAAAGAGAAAGAUGGAUGGAAGAUCAACUACUCAGGGGAGAAACCAGCAACACCAUUGUUGGAUACAAUCAAUUACCCAGUUCAUAUGAAGAAUCUGUCCACACAGGAUCUUGAACAACUUGCAGCAGAACUAAGGGCAGACAUUGUACAUAGUGUAUCUAAUACUGGUGGGCAUCUUAGCUCAAGCUUGGGAGUGGUGGAAUUAACAGUGGCUUUGCAUCAUGUUUUCAACACCCCUGAAGACAAGAUUAUAUGGGAUGUUGGCCAUCAGGCAUACCCACACAAGAUUCUCACAGGUAGAAGGUCCAAGAUGCACACCAUUAGGAAGACUUCAGGGCUAGCAGGCUUUCCCAAAAGGGAUGAGAGCAUUCAUGACGCUUUUGGUGCUGGUCACAGUUCUACAAGUAUAUCUGCCGGUCUUGGCAUGGCUGUUGCAAGGGAUCUAUUGGAAAAGAACAAUAGUAUCAUUUCAGUGAUUGGAGAUGGGGCAAUAACUGCAGGCCAAGCUUAUGAGGCCAUGAACAAUGCAGGAUUCCUUGAUGCUAACUUGAUAAUUAUACUUAAUGACAACAAGCAAGUUUCUUUACCAACUGCCACACUUGAUGGCCCUGCAACUCCAGUUGGAGCCCUAAGUAGUGCUUUAAGCAAGAUUCAAGCAAGCACCCAAUUCAGAAAACUUAGAGAAGCUGCAAAAAGUAUCACAAAGCAAAUAGGAGGACAAACACACCAAGUUGCAGCAAAAGUGGACGAGUAUGCAAGAGGUAUGAUAAGCGCUUCUGGUUCUACAUUUUUUGAGGAGCUUGGCUUAUACUACAUAGGACCUGUGGAUGGUCAUGACAUUGAAGAUCUGGUCACCAUUUUUGAAAAAGUAAAAGCAAUGCCAGCCCCAGGUCCAGUUUUGAUUCACAUUGUGACAGAGAAAGGGAAGGGAUACCCUCCAGCUGAAGCAGCAGCUGAUAAAAUGCACGGUGUUGUCAAGUUUGAUCCUAAAACAGGCCACCAGUUUAAGGCAAAAGCCUCAACACUUUCAUACACCCAGUACUUUGCUGAAUCUUUGAUAAAGGAAGCUGAAGUAGACGAUAAGAUAGUAGCCAUUCACGCAGCAAUGGGUGGUGGAACUGGCCUAAAUUAUUUCCUGAAAAAGUUUCCAGACCGCUGUUUUGAUGUGGGGAUAGCUGAACAACAUGCUGUUACAUUUGCAGCUGGGUUAGCUGCUGAAGGCCUCAAGCCAUUUUGUGCUAUUUAUUCAUCAUUCCUACAACGUGGAUAUGAUCAGGUAAUCCACGAUGUUGAUCUUCAAAAACUACCUGUACGAUUUGCUCUGGAUAGAGCUGGUUUGGUUGGUGCAGAUGGACCAACCCAUUGUGGAGCAUUUGAUAUAACUUACAUGGCUUGCUUGCCCAACAUGGUGGUCAUGGCUCCAUCUGAUGAAGCUGAACUGAUGAACAUGGUUGCAACCGCAACAGCUAUAGAUGACAGACCAAGCUGCUUUAGAUUUCCAAGGGGCAAUGGAAUUGGAACCACUCUGCCACCAAAUAACAAAGGAACCCCACUUGAGAUAGGAAAGGGGAGAAUUCUAAUCGAAGGAAGCAGAGUUGCUAUUUUGGGAUACGGUUCUAUAGUUCAACAAUGUUGGCAAGCCGCAGAAAUGCUUAAAUCACUAGGUGUUUAUGUCACAGUUGCAGAUGCUAGAUUUUGUAAACCUUUGGAUACUGGUCUCGUUAAGCUACUAGCUAAAGAGCAUGAAAUACUCAUCACAGUGGAAGAGGGUUCUAUUGGAGGUUUCGGAUCACAUGUUUCACAAUUCUUAAGCUUAGCUGGUAUCCUGGAUGGACCUUUAAAGUGGAGAGCAAUGAUGCUUCCUGAUAGGUACAUUGAGCAUGGAUCACCCAAAGAUCAGACUGAAGAAGCAGGACUUUCAUCAAAUCAUAUUGCUGCAACAGUCUUGUCUCUUUUGGAAAAGCCAAAAGAAGCUCUUCUGUUCAAAUAA